AUGGAAAGUUGGAAUGUGAAACUUACUACAGCUGCUAGGAAAGGAGAAAUAGAAGCCUUAAAAUUAUGUCUACAGAAUGGUGCAGACAUCAAUUGUCGAGAUGAGGAAGGAUGGACAGCAUUAAUGUUGGCUGCCUGGGUAGGACACCUGGAGAUCUGUAGACUCCUCAUUGAUACAGGAUGUAAGAUCGACAUCACAAAUGUGUAUGAUGGAGUGACAGCAUUAAUGUGGGCUGCCAUGUUUGGACACCUGGAGAUCUGUAGACUCCUCAUUGAUAGAGGAUGUAAGAUCGACAUCACAUCAAGAGAUGGAUACACAGCUUUACAUUAUGCUGCUAGGGAGGGAUAUCUACAGAUCACAAGAUGUCUGGUAGAACAAGGAGGUGCAAGUCCCUUGGUUACAACACAUAAGGGUCAGACUCCAUAUGAUGUAGCAGCAUUAGGACAAAGUAGGCAAUAUAAAGAAGUGAUGGAAUACUUACAGACUGUCAUGUCAGAGAAUUCUUCAGGUGUUAGUGCUAAACUAAGAAUAGAAGAUGAAAUGGUUCCAACUGAAAUAAAAUUAAUGGCUGACAAAAGAUCUAUUGAUUUGUACCUCAAAUUACUUGAGUCAGGCUCUGAGAAAAAGAGAGACAUACGUUUAGUAGUUGUUGGGAAGAAAGGUGCUGGGAAGACAUCAUUGAUUAGACGAUUGUUUGGUGAAGACAUUACAGAUGUUACCAGUACAAAUGGAAUCGAAAUUCACAAAAUAAAAUGCAAAGCAAUGUCUGAUGAUGGCAUAUGGAAUAAGUUAGAUGGAACCAAUGGAGAAACUGAAAUUCAUGCAAGACUCUUGAAACCAUUCAAAGGAACAAUUGAAGCAUCAGCAGAAGAAGCCCAUAAAGCUGUGAAGGAAAACACACCAUCAACAAGUUUUGAUGAAUCAGAGACAGUAACCCAGCAGCCUAAAAUAAUGUUACCUUCAGUUACCACUGAAUCUCAAGUUGAACCUCCAGUAAUCUUGCAGCAACGAAACCAAGCAUUAGAACAAGCAAAAAUGGAAAUUGAAGCCAUGCUUAAAUCUAAUGUUGAUUUACAUGACAAAGAGGAGUAUGCCACAUUAUUGUUAUGGGAUUUUGCAGGAGAUGAAGAAUUUUACCACACACAUCAAACUUUUUUAUCACAAGAUGCGAUUUAUCUUGUCGUAACAAAACUCAAUGAGGCUGAUGACAAAAAAGCAAAAGAGAUGUUUCAGUUGUGGAUGAACUCAAUACAUUGCUACUGUAGUACCACUGAAGUUCUUGGAAGUAUUGAAGAGAAGAAUAAGUGUCUUUAUCCACCAGUGGUUCUUGUUGGUACACAUAAAGACAAAGUUGAGGCUUCUGAGGAAGUAAAGAUUGAGGAUGCAUGUAGAGAUUGCCUUGAUAAAUAUGCUGAGGAUGUUUCAGCUGUUGCACGAAGACACAUUAGUGAUAAGUACGAGUACUUUAUUUCAAACACAGAAGAUAAUCCAAGUGUAUUCCAGCUAAUACGACAAAAUCUCUUAAACUUAGCCACAACAAUGAGAACAUGGAAUAUAGACUAUCCUAUUAAAUUCAUUCAGUUGGAAAAAUGUCUACGAGAGAAAAAGAAGGAGUUACCAAUUAUUUCCUUUAAUGAAAUUAAGCAAAUAUCUACUGAAAUACCAAAACCAUUAAAUCAUGAAGAACUUAUGUUAUAUUUAAAAUUUCAUCAUGAACUCAGAGCUUUGGUUUAUUUUGAGGAUCUUUCAGAUUAUAUCAUUUUAGAUACUCAAUGGUUGUCUGAUGCUUUUAAAUGUAUAAUAACAGCAGAGAAAUUUCAAUCAGGUGCCAGACGGCAUCUUUUAAUGGAUGAAUGGAAUGAUUUAAAUAUUAGAGGAAUAUUACAUAGUAUGGUUUUGGAAAAUAUAUUAGAAACAAAUAAAAAAAUCUUUAAAUUUGAGGAAAAGCAAAACUUGUUUCAACAUAAAGAUCAUAUAUUGAAAGUCAUGGAGAAAUUUGAUAUUAUAAUAUGUCCAACUGUAUCAGACAGAGAUGCCGCUGAUACAAAUCCUUGCUAUUACAUACCGUGCAUGGUUAAAGAUAUACCUGACUGUCCUAUACGCAAACAAUUUAAUGUGACAGAAAAAAACUGUACAAAAUCCACUUGGUUAUGUUUCAAAUUUAAAUUUCUACCAGGACAUUUAAUGAAUCAUUUGAUUGCUUCACUGAGCCGGAAGUACGAAAUUGCAGAAGUACCUGUCCGUGGACAAACAAAACGGCCAAUAGCUCUUUUCAGAGGAGCUGUCGUCUUUAAGUUUCACAAGACUUCAAAAUUACUUGUGAUGACAUAUCCCAAUGUGAUUCAGAUUCAGGUUUGGGAUUUUGGGAAACAUUGUAACAUUGAAAGAUGUCUUUUCAAGGACAUUGAUGAUUUUGUUACAAGAGAAAUAAACACUAUAAUAUGUAAAAGAUUCAAAAUGACGACUGUAAAAUUUGACAAAAUGUUGGGAUGUAGCGUUGCAGAACCAGACUGUGUGACAGGAUUUUAUGAGCAAGAUGCAGAUUAUUUUUGUGAGAUGUGUACAGAAACACAUAUCAAUGAAUGGUCUGAUCAUGCACCGAUACAGCUGACCAAGAUUUCUGAAAAAACUCAACAUGUUCCAGGAUCUCAUCUUUGGGUUGAAAACACCAGUCCAAUGCAAAGUACAUCCACAAAGGUGCGUGUAAGUGUCAAACGUGGUAAGAGAGAUUAUUCAAAUAUUUCUGAAGAGCCACCAAGUAAAUGCAAUUUGAGAGAGUUCACCGCAGAGCAGAUCAAUUUUACAAAGAUGGGAAUAAUUGUGCUUAAUAUUCUUGCUGAUGCUUCUUAUGACCUGUUAAAACAAGAUAUACCAAAUCUACGUCCAAGGAGCGAUUGUGAUAUCACAUACUUGUACCAGGAGCAUUAUAAAUUAAAAAAGCAUGUUCCAUCUAAAGGAUGGGGAGGGGACUGGCAAAAAAUUCAGGUUACAAACAUAGCUGUUGGAGAUGAUAUUGAACGUAUAAGACUUACAAGGAAUGAACUACAACACUCACGGGCAGCUGAACUUGGGGAUACACGUUUUAAUGAGUUGUGUAAAAUAUUAACUGAUCUCUUACAACGUUUUGAUCAACUUAACAAACCAACAAGGCUUUAUACUGAUCACCUACAUGAAAUUUUGGCUAAAACUAUUUCUACUGAGGACGUUCAAUCAAUUGAAAAUGAAAUAUUAGAAAUGGAUAUUGAAGUUGAAAUUAUUCCAACACAAUAGAGAAAUAAGCUCAGGCGUAUGAAUUAACCAGAUGAAAAAGUCAAACAAACUGAUUAUUCAUAGAGUUAUGGAAUGUGAUUGCCAAGAUGGAAUAGAGAAGAAAACUGUCUGUUCAUAGAGUUAUGGAAUGUGAUUGCAAACAUGGAAUAGAGAACAAAGCUGUCUAUUCAUAGAGUUAUGGAAUGUAGACUUUUUCACUAUAACUUUAGUAUAGGUCAAUAGAAAUCUAGGAAAUUUAAACACAAGGUUUAUGACCAGAAAAGGAAGAUUGUGAUUGAUUUUGGGAGUUUUGGUCCCAACAGUUUAGGGAUUAGGGGCCAAAAAAGGGCCCAAUCUUGCAUUAUUCUUGGUUUUCGCACAAUAACUUUAGUAUAAGCAUUUUCUUGUUUUUUUCGCACUAUAACUUUUAUAGUUUAAUUUAAUAGAA
This is a messenger RNA of Mytilus trossulus (common blue mussel), 3697 nucleotides long. RefSeq lists its product as uncharacterized. The transcript is spliced from 15 exons. Lineage: Eukaryota; Metazoa; Mollusca; Bivalvia; Mytilida; Mytilidae. The coding region runs from base 1 to 3270 and encodes 1089 amino acids. The record is from RefSeq and is a predicted model, not a curated record. Gene Ontology annotation, molecular function: GTPase activity; protein binding; GTP binding.